Perognathus longimembris pacificus (Pacific pocket mouse) is the source of this 3259-nucleotide messenger RNA. It is a transcript of the gene Strip1, whose product is annotated as striatin interacting protein 1. NCBI's taxonomy places the organism in Eukaryota, Metazoa, Chordata, Mammalia, Rodentia, Heteromyidae. The transcript has 21 exons. Gene Ontology annotation, biological process: cytoskeleton organization. The record is from RefSeq and is a predicted model, not a curated record. Gene Ontology annotation, cellular component: cytosol. Bases 36 to 2549 code for a protein of 837 amino acids.
CCGCGAACUCGAGCAGGGGGUGUGGAGCAGCCAAGAUGGAGCCGGCGGCUGCCGGUCCCGGCCCGUUGACUGUGAACAACAAGCAGCCCCAGCCACCUCCACCUCCGCCGCCCGCAACCCCGCAGCCUCCCCCCGGGGCACCCCGGGCUGGCGGAGGGCUUCUUCCGGGGGGCAAGGCUCGAGAGUUUAACCGCAACCAGCGCAAAGACUCGGAGGGCUAUUCUGAGUCUCCGGACCUUGAAUUUGAAUAUGCUGACACAGACAAAUGGGCUGCAGAGCUGUCAGAGCUUUACAGCUACACAGAAGGGCCAGAAUUCCUGAUGAACCGAAAGUGCUUUGAGGAGGACUUCCGGAUGCAUGUGACAGACAAGAAGUGGACUGAGCUGGAUACCAACCAGCACCGGACCUAUGCCAUGAGGCUCUUAGAUGGCUUAGAAGUCACUGCCAGAGAGAAAAGACUCAAGGUGGCCCGAGCAAUUCUCUAUGUUGCCCAAGGCACCUUUGGGGAGUGCAGCUCGGAAGCAGAAGUGCAGUUCUGGAUGCGCUACAACAUCUUUCUGCUCCUGGAGGUGGGCACGUUCAAUGCCUUGGUGGAGCUUCUGAACAUGGAAAUAGACAACAGUGCUGCCUGUAGCAGUGCGGUGAGGAAGCCUGCCAUUUCCCUGGCGGACAGCACAGACCUGAGGGUCCUGCUCAACAUCAUGUACCUGAUUGUGGAGACUGUUCACCAGGACUGUGAAGGUGACAAAGCUGAGUGGAGAACAAUGCGACAAACCUUCAGAGCUGAGCUGGGCUCUCCACUAUACAACAAUGAACCGUUUGCCAUCAUGCUGUUUGGGAUGGUGACCAAAUUUUGCAGUGGCCAUGCUCCUCAUUUCCCUAUGAAGAAAGUUCUCUUGCUGCUCUGGAAGACAGUAUUGUGUACACUGGGUGGCUUUGAAGAGCUGCAGAGCAUGAAGGCUGAGAAGCGCACUCUCUUGGGUCUCCCCCCACUGCCUGAAGACAGCAUCAAAGUGAUCCGCAACAUGAGGGCUGCCUCUCCACCAGCAUCUGCUUCAGACUUGAUUGAGCAGCAGCAGAAACGAGGCCGUCGGGAGCACAAGGCUCUGAUAAAGCAGGACAAUUUGGAUGCUUUCAAUGAGCGGGAUCCCUACAAGGCUGAUGACUCUCGAGAAGAGGAAGAGGAGAAUGAUGAUGACAGCAGUCUGGAGGGGGAGACGUUCCCCCUUGAGCGUGAUGAGGUGAUGCCUCCUCCACUACAGCACCCCCAGACUGACAGGCUUACCUGUCCAAAGGGCCUCCCAUGGGCUCCCAAGGUCAGAGAGAAAGACAUUGAGAUGUUCCUUGAGUCUAGCCGCAGCAAGUUCAUAGGCUACACUCUAGGCAGUGACACGAACACAGUGGUGGGGCUUCCAAGGCCAAUCCACGAAAGCAUCAAGACUCUGAAACAGCACAAGUACACAUCGAUUGCAGAGGUCCAGGCACAGAUGGAAGAGGAGUACCUGCGCUCUCCUCUCUCUGGGGGAGAAGAGGAAGUUGAGCAAGUACCUGCAGAAACCCUCUACCAAGGCUUGCUCCCCAGCCUGCCGCAGUAUAUGAUUGCCCUCCUGAAGAUCCUGCUGGCUGCAGCACCCACCUCAAAAGCCAAAACAGACUCAAUCAACAUCCUAGCAGAUGUCUUGCCUGAGGAGAUGCCCACGACAGUGUUGCAGAGCAUGAAGUUGGGGGUGGAUGUGAAUCGCCAUAAAGAGGUCAUUGUUAAGGCCAUUUCUGCUGUGCUGCUGCUACUGCUCAAACAUUUUAAGUUGAACCACGUCUACCAGUUUGAAUACAUGGCUCAGCACCUGGUGUUUGCCAACUGCAUCCCUUUGAUCCUGAAGUUCUUCAAUCAAAACAUUAUGUCUUACAUCACUGCCAAGAACAGCAUUUCUGUCUUGGAUUACCCUCACUGUGUGGUGAAUGAGCUGCCAGAGCUGACUGCAGAGAGUCUGGAAGCAGGUGACAACAACCAGUUUUGCUGGAGGAACCUCUUUUCUUGUAUCAAUCUGCUUCGAAUCUUGAACAAGCUGACAAAAUGGAAGCAUUCAAGGACAAUGAUGCUGGUUGUAUUUAAGUCAGCACCCAUCCUGAAGCGUGCCCUGAAGGUGAAACAAGCCAUGAUGCAGCUCUAUGUGCUGAAGCUACUCAAGGUGCAGACCAAGUACCUGGGGAGGCAGUGGCGCAAGAGCAACAUGAAGACCAUGUCUGCUAUCUACCAGAAAGUGCGGCAUCGGCUGAAUGAUGACUGGGCAUAUGGCAAUGAUCUUGAUGCCCGGCCUUGGGACUUCCAGGCAGAAGAGUGCGCUCUCCGUGCCAACAUUGAACGUUUUAAUGCCCGGCGCUAUGACAGGACACACAGCAACCCUGACUUCUUACCAGUGGACAAUUGUCUGCAGAGUGUCCUGGGCCAGCGGGUGGAUCUUCCUGAGGACUUCCAGAUGAAUUAUGACCUCUGGCUAGAAAGAGAGGUCUUCUCUAAGCCCAUUUCCUGGGAAGAGCUGCUGCAGUGAGGCUACUGGGCAGGGAACUAGAACAAAGAAGGUGAUCUCAGACUUAAGGAACUAUUCUGGUCAUUGCUGCAGUGCUCCUCUCUCCCUCCAGGUGGCAGCACAGUUCCAUUGUGUGCCCCAGCCCUGGUCCUGUGAGUGAGCCCAGCUGGCCUCUGGUUUGAUGCCUAGCAUCCUCAAGAGCUCUCUGUCCAGAAGGAUCUGCUCUUCCCUCUCUUCUCCCCAACUCCCACCUUCCUCUUUUGGGUAUAAUUGAUUAUGACUCAUUUCAUCAUCCACCCAGGGCUGAGAAAAGUUUGGCUAGACUGGACACCUUUCCUCAUACAUCAGGAUAUCAGGGUCAUGCUGUUUCUCCCUGAGGCAUGCAGAUUUUGCAUGUCAGCUUGCCAUGGAUGAGAGCUAAGACUAGGAAGUUGGCACCCUGGUUUUUCUGGGCGGGUGGAGGGGGGUGGAUGGUUCCUGAUGUCAUUCCAGCCUCUUGCUAAAUUUUGUUCAGUUGUACUAGAGCCACUACGUUUUACAUUUUUGGGGUUUGGAUGGGGUCAGGAUAGUAAGAAAGGCUUCCCUUAACCAGAGGUACCAGAUUCCUCUUGGUUUACAAGGGCCUGUAAAUAGGUAAAUCUAUAUGUGUUCUCUUUGUCGUGUUGGGGUUUUUAAUGUGUUUGUGUAUUCUGUUUACAUUAAAAGAAGCAAAAACAACUGCUGUUGCAUUG